Dictyostelium purpureum is the source of this 576-nucleotide messenger RNA. RefSeq lists its product as uncharacterized. The transcript is spliced from 2 exons. Bases 1 to 576 code for a protein of 191 amino acids. Gene Ontology annotation, molecular function: GTPase activity; GTP binding. The record is from RefSeq and is a predicted model, not a curated record. Lineage: Eukaryota; Evosea; Eumycetozoa; Dictyosteliales; Dictyosteliaceae.
AUGAUUGAAACAAUUAAAAUAGUUUGUAAUGGAGACUUAAAAGUAGGAAAAACCAGUUUUAUUAAAGUUUUUAUUGAUGAUCUUUUUCCAGAGGUUUACCAAGAAACAAUUCUUUGUUCAAUAGAUUAUAAAAAUUUCGAAAUUGGGAAUAAAAAAUUUAAACUGCAAAUUUGGGAAGAUAAUUUUGGUUAUAGAGGUUGCUUCCCUAAUGAAAAAAGAUUGAUUGAAAAUACAUCAAUUGCAUUUUUGAUUUAUGACAUUACAAAUUUACAAUCAUAUCAAAGUAUUUUAAGAUAUUGCAAUGGUUUUUUUAAUGAGAAAACAAUAGUUACACUUGUAGGAACAAAAUUAGAUAUAGUAGAUUUAGAUAACAGUAAAAGAAAAGUACCUAAAGAAGUAGUAAAAGAAAACUCAAUGCUAUUCGGUUAUGACUACUUUGAAAUUUCUUCAAAAUAUAACAUAAAUGUUCACAAUUGUUUUUUAAAACAAAUAUCAAAAUUAAGUUUAAUAAAUGACAAUAUAAAUAUAAAUAUAAAUAAUGACAAAAAUAAUACAGCAUUUAAUAAUAAUAUAUAA